Molecule: messenger RNA, 1891 nt
Organism: Astyanax mexicanus (Mexican tetra)
Lineage: Eukaryota; Metazoa; Chordata; Actinopteri; Characiformes; Acestrorhamphidae
Gene: mutyh
Product: mutY DNA glycosylase
Exons: 15
Coding region: 206-1780 (524 amino acids)
Biological process (GO): base-excision repair; mismatch repair
Cellular component (GO): nucleus
Molecular function (GO): 4 iron, 4 sulfur cluster binding; purine-specific mismatch base pair DNA N-glycosylase activity; 8-oxo-7,8-dihydroguanine DNA N-glycosylase activity
Source: RefSeq, a predicted model, not a curated record
CCGGAAGUGCGGCACAUGGCGGGUUUUUUCUGUUUCCAGCGCGUAAUGAAAACAAACCGUGUUCAGCCGGUUAAUCAUCGUUAAUACUGAAAUAACGCUCUAAUAAUGUGUUAAUUUAAUAAUUAAGUACUCAAAUUAAAGCCCCGGAUAUCCCUGGCUGUGUGGAGGAGCGCUGGUGGAGGAUAGAUAUUUUUAAUGGUAUUUUAUGCGGCUGCUGAUCCGGAUAAACACCAUGAGCAGGAUAAAGUCACAGGGGAAAAGAGCUGCACUGCCUAAAUCCAACAAACUGAAGCCUAACGUUAAACAAGAAGAGCCUUCAAGUCCAUCCUCCUGUCAUUUCUUUGAUGACCCUGCUGAACUGAAGCUCUUUCGCUCACAUCUCCUGUCCUGGUAUGACCAGAGCAAGAGGGAGCUACCAUGGAGGACUGUGGCCAUGAAGGAGCAGGAUGUCAACAUCAGGACAUACGCAGUGUGGGUGUCUGAGGUAAUGCUCCAGCAGACUCAGGUGGCUACAGUGGUGGACUACUACAACAAGUGGAUGAAGAGGUGGCCAACGGUGCAGACACUCGCAGAAGCUUCGCUAGAGGAGGUAAAUCAGAUGUGGUCAGGUCUUGGAUAUUACUCUCGGGGACGGAGGCUGCAUGAAGGAGCUCAGAAGGUGGUGUCUGAGCUGGGUGGGCAGAUGCCCAGGUCUGCUGAGGCUCUACUGAAGCAGCUGCCAGGGGUCGGGCGCUACACCGCUGGGGCCAUCAGCUCUAUCGCUCUGGGUCAGGUUACAGGUGCUGUGGAUGGGAAUGUGAUUCGGGUCCUGUGUCGUGUUCGGGCGAUCGGAGCAGACAGCACCAGUCCUGUGGUCACUGAGGCACUGUGGAAAAUAGCAGAAACUCUAGUGGACCCAAAAAGACCUGCUGAUUUUAAUCAGGCCUUAAUGGAACUGGGGGCGACAGUGUGCACCCCUAAAAACCCAGGUUGUGCUCGUUGUCCUAUUCAAACUCACUGCCAUGCCUAUAAGAAGGUGAGCUUAAAACAAGAGAAAGACACAAAAAGACUACUAAAUAAACUGGACUCAAAGCUGAACUGCAGUGUUCCUGAUAUAGAGAAUUGUUUGAGUGGCAGCUGUAAGCUCUGUCUGUCUGAGGGGUGGGACAGUGAACUCGGGGUACAGAAUUACCCCCGAAAACCCAUGAAGAAAGCGCCUCGUGUGGAGCGGACACUGACCUGUGUCCUGCACAGACAGAGCGACCAGGGGGAAAUUCAGUAUCUGCUCAUCCAGAGACCCAGUAAAGGGCUUCUAGCAGGAAUGUGGGAGUUACCCAGCAUGCUUUUGGAGGAGGGCAUCUCUGAGAAGAAGCACAGAGGGCUGUUAAGUGCUGAGGUGCAGAGAGUUCUGGAAACAUCACCAGAUGAAGAGUCCUUUCAGUAUUUGGGAGAGGUGGUCCAUAUUUUUUCACACAUCCACCAAACAUAUGUGGUAUACAGUGCGACUGUUUCUCUCUAUUCUGAGGCAGAAAGGGAGCAGAAAAUCAGCUGGCUCAGUGAUGCAGCUCUGCAGGCGGCUGCUGUGUCUACUGGGGUCAAAAAGAUUAUGAAGCUGUAUUAUGAGUGCACAAGCAAGCUAAAAGAUACCAAGGUGAAUAAGAAACGAAAGCAAAGCACUGACUCUGGAAAAGACAACCAGGCCAAACAGUCGAAGAGGAGGCAGGAGAGGUCAACAGAUGGAGGCCCAAAGCAACUCUCUCUCAGCCGGUUCUUUACUUCCUCAAAACCAGCAAACAGCUGAAACGUAUAACAUGAACUAUUACUGCCUACUGUUGUACUGUAUACCUUUUUAUGUGUAUUUUUAACUUCAACAUCAUCAUGUUUUGUGUGUGUUUAUAUAUAUAUAUAUAUA